AUGGACACUAGUUACCUGUCCCAGCAGGUCAACACCAUCAUCGGCCAGCUACACGGCUUGUUCGAUGAGAUCGGCGUCCCUAACCAUGAUCGCGAGGCGCGCGAGGCAGACCUCUUCGAGGCCCUCUCAAAGGCCCUGACCGACCAGGUCCGUCUGGUUACUGUUGAGAAGGAAGAGAUGGUGGAGGAAGCUGAGCGCAUGAUCAACAACAUUCGCCAGAUGGAGGCUUCGAUUAGCGGUCGCCGCGACCGCGAUGGGGAUGACAUCAAGAUCACAUAUCCCCUAAUCAGGUGUUUAAAGGCUCUCAAGGAGAAGCACGCCCACGUUAGCAGAUUGCACAAGGAGCGCUUCGCACAGGUCAAGAAACUUGUCGAAGCUCUCGAGUCGUAUUCGUCACACCUCGAACCUACCUUUGUCCAGAUCCCCCUCCCCCCGACGGGACCGAACCAGUCCGUCCCUACGAAUUUCGAUCUGUCACCCGCCUACGUUGACAAGCUCGACAACGAAUUUACGAGAGUCUAUGAAGAGUACAGUCGCCGUGUCGCAACCGUUAAGGCCCUUUGCGAACACACCAUCCAGCUCUGGGCUGAGCUAGGCACCCCCCAGGCCCAAACCGACGGCGCCAUCGUCAAAUAUUACCGAGAUGCGCCUGAGCAAUUAGGUCUGCACCAGGAGGACAUCGAGCGCCUCAGGGCCAAGCGCGACAAGUUGUCAGAGGAGAAGAAGAACCGGGAGAAGCGCCUCAAGGACCUGCGGGCCGCUGUGGAAGCUCUAUGGGAGAAGCUCGAGGUCGACGUGGGAGAGAGGAAAGCCUUCCUCAACAGCAACCGAGGCUGUGGCGUCCGUCAGAUUAACGAAUUCGAGGACGAACUGGCCCGCCUCAACGAGCUCAAGCGACAGAACCUGCAUCUCUUUGUUGAGGACGCCCGCUGCAAGCUGCAAGAGCUUUGGGAUGCCCUCUACCUGUCUGAAGACGAGAUGCUCGAGUUCACUCCUGCUUUUUCCGACGUAUAUAGCGAUGCUCUCCUGGAAGCCCACGAGCGCGAAAUUGCCCGUCUUGAAGUUCUCAAGGAGCAGCGCGCUCCUACUCUGGCACUCAUCGACAGGCACAAGAGCCUCACCCACGACCGCGAUGAGCUUGCAGCCUCCAGCCAGGAUGCUUCUCGACUCAUGAUGCGCGGUCAAAAGGGCGAGAGGCGCGAUCCCGGCAAGCUCCUCAGAGAAGAAAAGAUGCGCAAGCGUAUUGCCAAGGAGUUGCCCAAGGUCGCUGCCGACCUACGCCAAAUCCUCGAGCGCUUCGAGGAUGAGUAUGGACGGCCAUUCCUGGUCCAUGGUGAGAGGUACCUGGAUGUCGUGGACGCUGACGAGAGGCCGGCGCCUCCCCCACGAUCUAAGACCCCCGGUGCUGGACAAAUGGCCUCGGCGACAAAGCCGAGAGCUGGCCACGGCCGCGCAAAUAGUGUCAGCGCUGUUAUGAGACCACCUACCCGCCAGGGAGCCAAGACACCUGUUGCUCCCGCACCAACUACUAAACGCAGCGCGAACAACAUGAAUGCCGCAUCCCAGGCCAGACCAGUCUCCGCCUACGCGAAGGCCCCGAGUAGCCCUCGCCCGGUGUCUUCUCUGGGCAGUCUCCACAACAACUACAGCACUCUCAGCAACCACGGUACCCUCACCAAGCCACCUGGUAGCCCAUCGAGAAUUCCGGCACGCGCACCGCUUACCAACCUAAAGUACGGCAACAACUCUCCUGAGAGAAUGCAACGACCCGAGUCGCGAAUUGAUGCGUAUGCCACAAUACGUGGGGCCCCUCAACUUCGCGCUCCUCCUCCAAAGAUGCGCGAUCUCCACGCUAUGGACUUGGAGACUCCUACCAACGCAUACAAGUCGGCUGGUUUGGGCGGUAGCAUCGUGCGGCAGGUCGAGCUGGAAGACGUCUAUGACGACUGCCAGCAGCCGCGGCUCAUGAGAGCCAACUCGACCCUCUCUCACACGUCGCACGCGUCGCAUACUUCUCACAACUCGCAUGCCUCGGCGUCAUCACACCAGUCCCAAGGCUCCUCCCAGUACGAAUACCACUCAUCAACCAUCCGGGCACAACCAUCCUCGUACCCCCAGGGACAGUCGAGUCGCCAGAUCUCCAACUCGUCAAACGGCUCAAGUAACGUGACGGGUUCUGAGAACUGGGAGACCUACGACGAUGCCAGUGAGCCAGAACAGGACGCGACGGACACGUACUACGCCAAGGUGCGAGCGGCGCGGGGCAAGCGAUUCGAGCCCGAGUCCGAACAACGGCCACCAGCAAACGACCCCAAGAGACAGCGUGGCUUCCCGCCGCAAACCCAUGCUGGGCAUGGGUAUGCAGACGUUGAGGGAAACCGCAUCAUCUCGGGCAGCGAGUGGACGGACGAGGACGGAUACUAA
Colletotrichum truncatum is the source of this 2424-nucleotide messenger RNA. Its product is annotated as microtubule associated protein. NCBI's taxonomy places the organism in Eukaryota, Fungi, Ascomycota, Sordariomycetes, Glomerellales, Glomerellaceae. Gene Ontology annotation, cellular component: mitotic spindle midzone; spindle; cytoplasm. Gene Ontology annotation, biological process: mitotic spindle midzone assembly; microtubule cytoskeleton organization. The record is from RefSeq and is a predicted model, not a curated record. Gene Ontology annotation, molecular function: microtubule binding.